AUGGGCCAAGGUUGGUUGUUGUACCAGGACAAUGCCCCGUGCCACAAGUCACAGCUGCUGAUGGGACGCCGUAUUCGACUCACCAAUGGAGGAACGACUCUGGUGCCAGGAUGGUUCUUGUAUCCUACAUUUAAAUUUGGUGGUGGACCGAUCAUGCUAUGGGGACAAUGCCCCGUGCCACAAGUCACAACUGCUGAUGGGACGCCGUAUUCGACUCACCAAUGGAGGAACAAUGGAGGAACGACUCUGGUGUCAGGAUGGUUCAAAUCAAACCGUGUUCAACUUGUUUCUGCGCCUCCCUAUAGUCCUGAUUUGUAUGUGAUCGAGAACAUAUCAGUAAUUGCGGCUCGUGGAGGACCUACUAAGUAU
Messenger RNA from Mesorhabditis belari, 369 nucleotides. Lineage: Eukaryota; Metazoa; Nematoda; Chromadorea; Rhabditida; Rhabditidae. The record is from the annotation of a GenBank genome assembly.